GAAAGGGUUAUUCUGCCUUAGCCUGCCUAUAAAAAUGCUAUUGGCUGUUACCUGGCUUGGCCAAAGUACAGCCAGAAUGUCUUCUCUCGCCAUUCAGUGCAUUUGUUAUUUUGGCUGAAAGGAAAUAAGCAGAACCCUGCGCUUCCAGAGCAAAGAUGGAGCAACGGGACACAAUCAAGAGGGAAGGGAGGCUGACACCAGUGCUUGCUUUGGCGACGCUGAUAGCUGCCUUUGGGUCAUCCUUCCAGUAUGGGUACAAUGUGGCUGUUAUUAACUCCCCUGCCAAGCUCAUGAAAGCAUUUUAUAACGAGACCUACUAUGACAGAAUCAAUGAAUACAUAAGCGAAUUUUCCUUGACCUUGCUGUGGUCGGUUUCUGUGUCCAUGUUUCCCUUCGGAGGCUUCCUCGGCUCCCUCAUGGUCGGCCCCUUGGUGAAUAAAUUAGGCAGAAAAGGAACCUUGCUGUUCAACAACAUCUUUUCCAUCGUGCCUGCGAUCUUAAUGGGAUGCAGUGAAGUUGCCAGGUCAUUUGAGAUGAUCAUUGUGUCCAGACUUUUGGUGGGAAUAUGUGCAGGUCUGUCUUCCAAUGUCGUCCCUAUGUACUUAGGGGAGCUGGCUCCUAAGAACCUGAGGGGGGCCCUGGGGGUGGUGCCCCAGCUCUUCAUCACCGUCGGCAUCCUUGUGGCCCAGAUCUUGGGUCUUCGGAGUCUCCUCGCAAACGAAGAAGGCUGGCCCAUCCUCCUCGGGGUGACCGGGGUCCCCGCGGCACUGCAGCUCCUUCUGUUGCCCUUCUUCCCCGAGAGCCCCAGGUACCUGCUGAUUCAGAAGAAAGAUGAAGCGGCUGCCAAAAACGCGCUGAGGAGGCUGCGCGGCUGGGACGACGUGGACGCCGAGACGGAGGAGAUGCGGGAGGAGGACAAGGCCGAGAAGGCCGCGGGCUUCAUCUCCGUGCUGCAGCUGCUCAGAAAGAGGUCCCUGCGGUGGCAGCUCAUCACCAUCGUCGUCCUCAUGGGCGGCCAGCAGCUGUCGGGAGUGAACGCGAUCUACUACUACGCAGACCAGAUCUACCUGAGCGCUGGGGUGAGAGCACAGGAUGUCCAGUAUGUGACGGUGGGCACAGGCGCAGUCAACGUGCUGAUGACCGUCUGCGCCGUUUUCGUGGUGGAGCUCCUGGGGAGGAGAGUCCUUCUCCUCCUAGGCUUCUCCAUCUGCUGCACCGCCUGCUGCGUGCUGACGGCCGCCCUGGCUCUGCAGGACACAGUAUCCUGGAUGCCCUAUGUCAGCAUCGCCUGCAUCAUCUCCUAUGUCAUAGGACAUGCCCUUGGGCCCAGUCCUAUCCCCGCUCUGCUCAUCACCGAGAUCUUCCUGCAGUCCUCCCGGCCGUCUGCCUACAUGGUGGGGGGCAGUGUCCACUGGCUCUCCAACUUCACUGUGGGCUUGAUCUUCCCAUUCAUUCAAGUGGGCCUCGGAGCUUACAGCUUUAUCAUUUUUGCCGUGAUAUGUCUUCUCACCACCAUCUACACCUUCCUGGUUGUCCCCGAGACCAAGUCGAAAACCUUCAUAGAAAUCAGUCAGAUCUUCAGCAAGAUGAACAAAGUGUCAGAGGUGCACCCAGAAAAGGAGGAGCUAAAGGACUUUCCGCCCUCUACUGCGAGGCUGUAACUCGAGAGCAGGAGCCUGUUAAUCAGAUUGACGCGUCACCAACCCCAGGGCAUGCCGGGCAGCUGCCCUUCAACCAUGCCGGGUCAGCCAUUGUGUGGCUCCUGGCAACACCGGCUCUUAUAAUGAAGACCAUUACCGUGGUGUUGAGAUGGAAGGAAUCAAAUGUGGCCAAAGAAACGAAUUCUUCUCCAGUCCCGUCGUCUUCCGGGGGCCACGGGCACGUGUUCAGGGUGGAAUCCAUCCUCCUGUGAGAUCCAUCUCCAGAAACACUAGUUUUGAAAAGUAUGAUGUCACAAGUAAUGAUGUCUAGGAAUCUGGGAAGCAGGUCCCUGUGGAGACUUUAACCAAGUCAGAGAUUAUUGUUCCCAAAUUAUAUUAUUAGAGGACAAUAGAAUUGCCUCUGUAUACUCAAUAAAACGAAUAUGAUCACUUUUCA
This is a messenger RNA of Balaenoptera acutorostrata (minke whale), 2097 nucleotides long. It is a transcript of the gene SLC2A5, whose product is annotated as solute carrier family 2 member 5. Bases 156 to 1661 code for a protein of 501 amino acids. The record is from RefSeq and is a predicted model, not a curated record. Lineage: Eukaryota; Metazoa; Chordata; Mammalia; Artiodactyla; Balaenopteridae. Gene Ontology annotation, biological process: fructose transmembrane transport. Gene Ontology annotation, cellular component: membrane. Gene Ontology annotation, molecular function: fructose transmembrane transporter activity. The transcript has 13 exons.